AUGAAUCCCGCCGUGACCAACUUGGUAUUGAUGCUCACCAUGAUGCAAGUCGCCAAGAAGCUCGACUUCGAGGACCCUCAGGUCUUGCUCUACGCGCGGGUCGGCUACGUCGCCUGCCAGGUGAUUGCCCUCGCCGUCUAUCUUAUCACCAGAGCCAAGAUUAACAGCAAAAACGACAUGGUGACCCUCAAGUACGUCGAGCCGGCUAACCCCUUUGGCGGGGAAGCGGCUCCCAAGGCUACCGUCACCACCGUUAAGGAAUACGACUUGAAGCAAGUCGACACUCAAAUUAAGGGGAUCUUCACGGGGAUGGCGAUGUUGGGGUUCAUGCACUUGUACAUGGGGUACACCAACCCGUUGCUCAUGCAGCUGAUUUCCACCGUCAAGCUGGCGCUCGAGCUGAACAUCGUCAAGAUCCACGUGUGGGGCACUCCCGCCACCGGCGACUUGAAGCGUCCGUUCAAGCUGGCCCCCGGGUUUUUGCAACAAUUCAUGGGCGGGGACAAUGAAGUCAAGACCGACAAGCAGCUGGUGGAGGCGGCGGAGAAGGCCGGCGCCGGCGGGGUCAAGGAAGACUAG
Molecule: messenger RNA, 579 nt
Organism: Diutina rugosa
Lineage: Eukaryota; Fungi; Ascomycota; Pichiomycetes; Serinales; Debaryomycetaceae
Gene: PHO88
Product: Pho88p
Exons: 1
Coding region: 1-579 (192 amino acids)
Biological process (GO): protein targeting to ER
Cellular component (GO): mitochondrion; endoplasmic reticulum
Source: RefSeq, a predicted model, not a curated record